UCCCUUCAAAAAGGCUCUGUAGCUCUGCCUUCAAGCACAGUUGCAGCCACUGAGAGGAGAUGCCAUGACCUUCACCUUCACAGCCAGGCUCUGUCUUGGACUGACUCUGGGCCUCUGGAUGCCAGUGCAGACAGGGUCCCUCCCUAAGCCUAUCCUCAGAGCACACCCAGACUCUCUGGUCUCAAUGGGGACACAGGUGACCUUCUUGUGUGAAGAGACCAUCGGAGCCAAAGAGUACAUUCUCUAUAAAAAUGGAUACCUAUAUAAAAGAGUCACAAAGAACCAAAGGAAGCCAGAAAACAAGACUGGAUUCUCACUCUCAAAUGUAGACCAGCACGAUGCAGGAAAAUAUCAAUGUUUCUACAGGACCCAGGCUAAAUCAUCAGACUUCAGUGACCAUCUGGAGCUAGUGGUGACAGGAGCCUACUCGAAACCCAGACUUUCAGCCCAGACCAGCCCUGUGGCGACAUCAGGAGGGAAUGUCACACUCCAGUGUGAGUCUCGGUUGAAUUAUGACGGGUUCAUUCUUAUGGUAGAAGGACCACAGAAGCUCUCCUGGAGACAAGACUCACAGUAUAGCCUCUUUACUAGGACGUUCCAGGCCCUGUUCUCUGUGGGUCCUGUGACCCCCAACCAGAGAUGGAUAUACAGAUGCUACAGCUAUGACAAGAACAAACCACAGGUGUGGUCAGAUCCUAGUGAACCCCUGGAGGUCCUGGUCUCAGGGAAUCUCCAAAAACCAACCAUUAAGGCUGAACCAGGCUCUGUGAUCCCCUACAGAGGAGCCAUGACCAUCUGGUGUCAGGGGAACCUGGCUGCAGAAAUAUAUUUUUUGCAUAAUGAGGUAAACCACGAAACCUGGAGCACACAGACCCUACAGGAGCCUGGGAACAAGGCCAAGUUCUUUGUCCCUUCUGUAACAGAAGAGCAUGCAGGACAAUAUCGCUGUUAUUGUUACAGCUCAGCUGGUUGGGCAGAGCCCAGUGACACCCUGGAGCUGGUGGUGACAGGAAUCUAUCAGCACUAUGAACCCAGGCUGUCAGUGCUGCCCAGCCCUGUGGUGACAGUAGGAGGGAACAUGACACUCCACUGUGCCUCACAGAGUCACUAUGAUGAAUUCAUUCUCACCAAGGAAGAUCAGAAGUUCACCAGCUCACUGGUAACACAGUAUAUUCCUUCUAGUGAACAGUACCAAGCCAUGUUUGUUAUGGGACCCAUGACACCAAACCUCACAGGGACAUUCAGAUGUUAUGGUUACUUCAAGCAUGCCCCACAGUUGUGGUCAGUACCCAGUGAGCUCCAACAAAUACUUAUCUCAGGGAUGUCCAAGAAGCCCUCUCUGCUGACUCACCAAGGCCAUAUCCUGGACCCUGGAAUGAGCCUCACACUGCAGUGUUGCUCUUACAUCAACUAUGACAGAUUUGCUCUGUACAAGGUGGAGGAAUCUAACAUCAUGCAGCACCCUAGCCAGUGGACCGACACUAGCCUCUCUAUGGCCAACUUCACACUGGGCAAUGUGAGUCGCUCCACUGGAGGCCAAUACAGAUGCUAUGGUGUGCACAACCUGUCCUCUGAGUGGUCGGCCUCCAGUGAUGCCCUGGACAUCCUGAUCAGAGGACAGUUCCCUGUCACUCCUUUCCUCUCAGUGAAGCCUAACUCCACAGUACACUCAGGAGAGAAUGUGACCCUGCUGUGUUGGUCAACGUACAGAGUGGACACUUUCAUUCUGUCCAAGGAGGGAUCAGUCCAGCCACCCCUGCGACUAAAAUCAAAGUUCAAAGAUCGGCAGUUCCAGGCAGAAUUCUCCAUGAGUGCUGUGACCUCUCGUCUCUCAGGCACUUACAGGUGCUAUGGUUCUCAAGACUCGUCUCUCUACCUGUUGUCAUAUGCCAGUGCCCCUAUGGAGCUCACAGUCUCAGGACCCAUUGAAGCCUCCAGCUGGCCACCCAAAGGGCCCAUCACAGCAGCACCCCCAGAGAACCAGGAUCACACAAUGGAGAAUCUCAUCAGGAUGGGGAUUGCUGUCGUGGUCCUCAUAGCUCUUGUGAUUCUGGUCUUUGAGGCCAGAGGCAGCCAGAGACAGAGCCACUGUACAACUGGGAGAUAAUCUGAAGAGAAAAAGUUUAUCUUUCAAGGUGACACAAUCUGGGAAAUGAAUCCGAUGAUGCAAAAUUUUCUGUCAGAAAAUCCAGUACUCAUCUUGAGGAACUGUCGGGAGAUAAUGUGGUGAGAGAAAAUGUAUUUGGGGUUCAGAAAAAGGUGGGAGUUUCAUGGUGAGAUUCUUCUUCAGUAAAUCAACUACUGUCCCUCCACAUACUGGGACGUUUGCUUUCUGAACCAACAAUCUUCUCAAACUAUAAAGUGAUGGAAUAUGUUGUCCCAUGUGCCUGGAAUUUCUUUCACAUGUUUGAUUGUGAUUUCUGUAAGGGAUAUAUAUAUUCACUUCAGUUUUAACGCCUUUAUCAACUUUGUAAUAUUGGCUUUAAGGUCAUUUUAUAGUGUGUACGUGUGUGUGUGUGUGUGUGUGUGUGUGUGUGUGUGUGUGUGUGUCUGUGUGUCUGUGUGUCUGUGUGUCUGUGUGUUUGUGUCUGUGUGUGUGUGUGUCUGUGUGUGUGUCUGUGUGUGUGUCUGUGUGUGGUAUAUGUGUUUCUGUGUCUUUGUGUCUUUGUGUUAGUUAACUUCUAUUGGUUGUAUUUUAAGGCAAGUUGUUGGCCAGGGGCUUGGGAGGGGAGAGGCUUAGUUAGUAUCCCUGGAGCCAGUAGGCUUCCUGAAAUGCAUGCAGAGCAGAUGGGUGGGAAAUGGAAUAUGCAGUGAAGUUUCCUGCUCUUGGGUAAGAAUUCAGGGGAGUAGCAGUGUGAGCUUUGAUAGGGAGAGGGUUAACUGUUGUCCCUUGAGAUGGAGGAUUCCAGGGAAACAGGCCAACUUCUUGGUGAUACUGAUUGUAUAAAGGAAGAUACCAAUAAAAUGACUCCUAGAUCAAGGUCUUGCUCAGCAAUUAUCACAGAAGCUUCCUCCUGCAUAAUAUGAGAAAUUAUACAGACUCACAACUGAACGAUGUGCAGAGAAAGAUCUGACUGCACUGAAUCCUGAAUGGAAUGGCUGCCCUUUCUAGGCUCAGGGAACUUUGAGGAACAGGAGUUGGAGAGAUUGUGUGAGCCAGAGGAGAAGGAUGACACCAAGGAAACUGUGUUUCCAGACAUAAGUGUCUGAUGCAAAUAUGGACUCACAGAGACUGGCAGCAUGCACAGGGCCAGCACAGGUCUAAGUGAGAUCAUGUCCCAGUACUGAGAGACAUUGUAGACACAAGACCUCAUCUAUAAUCCAGAAGCUAUCACACACUGAUAAAUACUUUCAGAAGAAAAAUUAGUUUUUCCAAGAAAGACACACUGCUAUGAAAGCAAACUAAAGGGCAAGUCUGAGGCCCAGCAGUGUCUGGACAACACAAAAUGAACCCACUGAUAUUUUAAGCUGUCUUUGCUUACAAUGCUUGCUUUUGCUUAUAUAUAAUGAUUUCCUGUUUUGUCAUGAACUUGCAGGUAAUUCAUAGUGUAGAUGUGUAUAAAAGUUACCAAAUUACACAUCUUAAGCAUAUUCAAUUCUAUUUACAAGUGUUUCACAUACGGUUAGGAGAAAGACUUUCAUUUUCUUCUUCAAUUUUUCUGUCCGGUAUGACCAAUUAUUUUAUUUAUCUAAUGUCAUUUCAGUUUAAAUUUGAGUUUAUAUGUAAAGUACUUAAUAAAAUUUAUAUGUUACCUCCAUAACACAAACGUUCAUAAGAUUAAAAUAUGAUUAUACUGGCCACUCCAAUUUCUUCCUUUAAACAACUCCCAUAUUCUGCUUCCCCUACUCACUCUCAAAAGGAUCACUUGAUUUGGUUAUAUACAUACAUGUUAAUAUUAUGUGCAUAAAUAUGUAAACAUGUUCUGCUGAGUCCAUGUAGUGUUGUUUCUUCAUGACUUUGAGGCUCACCAUGUGACAUUGCAGGAGAAACUAGGGGCUGUCCCUAAACAAAAGUGAUUCUAACUCUCUCAGCAUUUCUUAGUUCUCUAUUGUUCAUCUAGAGCUGGUGACCUGACAGAAAUUCUCCUUCCACAUUGGUGUGUCUACUGGUGUUGUUCCUCUUCAGGUCUUCUUUAGGCAAUCAUAUUGUUGAGGUAUUACCCAAAUGGUAUCCCUGUCUUUGCUAGGAGACAAAAUCUUCCACAAGAUUUCCAGGUCUUAUGGCACUUAGUCUUUCUGCUCCUUCUUCUGCAACGUUUCCUGAGCCUUAGGUGCAGGAAUUGCCUUGUGGAUAUAUCAGCUGGGGCUAAGAACUGCCCAGUUAGGUGUUCUCUGUUAUUUCACAAAUUGUGGUUUUCUGUAAUGGACUCUGUCUCAUAGAAGAGAUGAUGUGUUCUGAGGUGUUAGAGCUACACUUACAUAUUAAUUUUCCAUAGUCUUAGAUUGAAAAAUAAACCAAUGAAAUACAUUACACAGUUUACUAGGUUCAUAGUAAAUAUGUUUCCUGCAGUGGUAAGACCAUCAAUUACUUGUACAAUAAUAACAUAUUUGAAAAAUUACAGGUCUAACCAUUCAGCAUUGGACAUUCCAAGAAUGGGCUUAUACCUGUGAUGGAGGAAUACCCUUUCUUCUAAUGGUCACUAUUUUCCUGUAGUUCUCUGUCUAGAGAUGGGACCCUUGGAAAUAUUGCCAUUCCUCAGUAAGAUAUUCACCUGUACUGCAUUGUUUAGAUUCUGUUUAUUUCUCAAAAAUAUUAAAAAGUCAUUUCUUUGACAAUUUCUACAAAAAGA
Molecule: messenger RNA, 4790 nt
Organism: Grammomys surdaster
Lineage: Eukaryota; Metazoa; Chordata; Mammalia; Rodentia; Muridae
Product: leukocyte immunoglobulin-like receptor subfamily B member 3
Exons: 10
Coding region: 65-2107 (680 amino acids)
Biological process (GO): cytokine-mediated signaling pathway
Molecular function (GO): inhibitory MHC class I receptor activity
Source: RefSeq, a predicted model, not a curated record